Messenger RNA from Nanorana parkeri, 8042 nucleotides. RefSeq names its product Ral GTPase activating protein catalytic alpha subunit 1 (gene RALGAPA1). Gene Ontology annotation, molecular function: GTPase activator activity. Gene Ontology annotation, biological process: regulation of small GTPase mediated signal transduction; positive regulation of GTPase activity. NCBI's taxonomy places the organism in Eukaryota, Metazoa, Chordata, Amphibia, Anura, Dicroglossidae. Gene Ontology annotation, cellular component: cytoplasm; nucleus. The transcript is spliced from 40 exons. The record is from RefSeq and is a predicted model, not a curated record. Bases 219 to 7553 code for a protein of 2444 amino acids.
CUCGGCGAUCGAUUGCUUUGUUAUCCUGGAGACAGAAGGGGGCGGCCAUGUUGGAUGUUUCAGUGUAACCUGCUUCUGCCAGAGCGGGGAGACCUGCAGCCCUCCCAUCACAUCCCAGGGACCGGGCAGUCCUCCCGGGACAAGACAUCUAUAUACCAGACGGGGAGAACCCCGGGGACCGAGCCGGCGCCGCCCUGCUCCCACCUCUCUCCUCCGGGAUGUUCUCUAAAAAAACUCACGGCGAUGUGAAGAAAUCAAGCCAGAAGGUUCUGGACCCCAAGAAGGACGUUCUGACCCGACUGAAACACCUGCGGAUCGUCAUCGAAAAUGCAGAAUCCAUUGACCUCAAGCAAUUUUUUGAACAAAACUUCUCUCACAUCUACUAUGUUUUCUUUGAAAACUUUGUGAUAAUUGAAACGUCUUUGAAACAAAAAGGCCACAAGUCUCAGCGGGAAGAACUUGAUGCCAUCCUCUUUAUAUUUGAGAAAAUUUUGCAACUUCUUCCUGAGAAAAUUCACCAACGAUGGCAAUAUCACAGCAUAAGUCUGAUCCUAAAAAAAUUGCUUCACACCGGAAACUCCUUAAAGAUCCGCCUUGAAGGAAUGCGCUUGUUUCUCCUGUGGCUUCAAGCACUUCAGAACAACUGCAGUUGGGAGCAGCUGUGCAUGUUUGCCUGCCUCAUUCCUGGAUUCCCGGCUCCCCCUUCCGACCAUGGCAUAUAUACCCUGGAUAGUCUUAUCAACCUUCCACUGAAUGUACAAGAAAAUCAAGUGACCAUUGAGGAAAUUACACCACUGGUUCCUCCCCAGUCUGGAGACAAAGCACAGGAAGAUCUCACUAGUUAUUUUCUUGAGGCCUUGUUGAAGUACAUGGUUAUACAGGUCCGGAGUUUAGAAUGGCGCAACAGAGAUAAGGAGGAAGGUGGCUUUGCCUUCUUGUUCUCAUACUUCAAGAAAUACUACAUGCCUUACAUUUUCCCUGCAAUGAGCAGAGAAAGCAGCCUAUACAACCCAGUACUUGAGAUACCACAGAUGAGACCAAAACCCCACUAUGUGUUGGUACGGAGGGACGCAGAGAGCAAUGAGGCUCAUUACUGCACCAAAGAGCCCUUUCUCAAUGCCCGGGUGAUUGUCAUUCGAUGGCUGGUGUCCUUCUGGCUGGAACCAAAGCCACACACUGGGACUCACAUUCCGGGGACGGAAGGGGAGACUGUGCCAAAGAAUAUUCAGAGAGCUGCUGCAAACCUGGCUGCCCAGGAGGAAAGUAGAAAUGAGAGUGUAGAGAGGACCACAGAGCCCGAGCAAUCGCACUCCAACACUAGCACCCUUACAGAACGUGAGCCUAGUGUCUCCAGCCUGUGCAGCAUUGCUGAGGAGCACAUCACGGACUAUGAGAUUAUUCGCAGGUUCUUCUCCAGUAGGCGUGCCAACGUUGACUUCCUCAUUGAGAUCUUCCGGCAGUCAUUCUUGCUGCCGGUGUGUGAAGCUGCAGGCAUGCGUAAGGUGCUAAAGGUAUAUGAGCAGUGGAUAAAGCAAAAGGAGAAGCCUCUGUUCAUGCAAGAACCAGAGAGGCCUUCUGAAAUAGACGAUGGGAUAAUAACUGUUGAGCGGCAAGAAGAUUCUGCUGGAACCUGUGAAAAGGGAAAGGAGAGAGCAGAGGACAGUUUGACAGCCCCCGCAGGACAUGUGCGAACAUCCAGCUGGUCUAAGUGUCAGGAAGCCAGCAAGCUCUCUGAGGCGGACAUCUUGGACAGAAGAGUGAAGGCUGGGGCUCAGGCUAUCUACCAGGUGUUUAUUGUCAAUGCUGCAAAUAUAAUUUUGUUGGAGCCUGCAAAUGACAAUAAGAUGAUGUUAAAUGAACAUACAGAUAUGUGUAAAAGAGUCCUUAAUAUUUAUCGCUACAUGGUGGUACAAGUCUCCAUGGAUAAGAAGACCUGGAUGCAGCUUUUACUGGUCAUGCUGAGAGUCACAGAGUCCGUUCUGAAGGUCCCACAACAGGUUCUUCAACAGUUCCAAGGCAGGAAAAAUCAGAUUUUGGCUGGACGUCUGGCAGGACCCUUGUUUCAGACACUGAUUGUGGCCUGGAUCAAGUCAAGUCUUCAUGUUAGUGUUUCUCGAGAGCUAUGGGAUGAUCUAUUGGCAGUAAUGUCGUCUCUGACAUACUGGGAGGAGCAAGCCACUGAAUGGGCUCACACCAUGGAAACAUUGACCAAAGUUCUGGCCAAGAAUGUCUACCAUCUUGAUCUGAACGAGCUGCCACUGGACAAGUUGAGCGAGCAGAAGCAGAAGAAGCACAAGGGCAAAGGAGGCAGCCAUGAAUUCCAGAAGGGAUCUGUGGACAAGUCUUUUUCUCGAGGGUGGAGUAGAGAGCAGCCCGGGCAGGCACCCAUGCGCCAGCGUAGUGCCACCACCACAGGAUCACCUGGCACUGAGAAAGCCAGGAGCAUUGUGCGCCAGAAAACCAUUGAAAUGGAGGAUGCCCCAGUGCUUCCCCGUGCACAACGGGUAAGACAUUAUUCUCAGAGUGAAGAGACCCCUACGGAGACCUUUGGAGCCAUUCAUGAAGAAACCACAACUCUGCCUCGCAGUAGCAGCACCUCCGACAUCGUGGGGCCCUUUGCAGCUGAGAGACUGAAAGGUGCAGUGCCUGUUGCAGACCGUCCCUCCCCUCAGACUUCGGAUCCCUUUUGUGCUAACCCACACUGUCAGGAAGCACCCCUAACACAGGCCGAUGGCAGUAUUUAUGAUCACCUUUGCCAAUUGGCUGGCUCAGCUGGAUUGACAGAUGCAGACAUUGAGCAGGGAUGGUAUGAGGAGUUAGAAGGCACAGAUUUUUUGCCACGUUUAAGAGCUUAUUUAAAAGAGGAAGGGGUAGAAAGAAAUAAGUUGAUAUCCAUGUCUGUGGAUCAUAAAACAGGGCAUUCUACAGAGUCAGAAUUAUGUGUUAAAGUGGAGGUCCAUUCAGUCUUAUCCGAGGGGCUUCCUUGCACACAUUCCAAUGUUCAACAUACUGAGAUUACUGCAGGAUUAGAAGAACACAUCCCUAAAAGAAUAGGGGGGUUAAAGGUUGGUGGUAGGAGCAGGGAUGUCCAUGUAAGAAUUCUGGCUGAUGGGGAAAUUAUUGACAGCGAUAAAACUUGCACGGAGCAAUGUGACCGGAAAAGAGCUUUUUCUAGAACGCAAGCUACCGAGGAAGAUGAAGCUCUUGAAUUGCCAUCUUCUCAAUCUCACCACAGUGAACAUGGGGCCAACAUAAAGCAUCUGUGCGAGUCUGUGACACAUAAGGCUAAAGCAAUGCGCCGGAAACGCAGCAGUGUUCAGGUCUCCUUCCGCCCAGGCACUGAGGCAGUGCUCUUCUGCAAUUCCAUGGAAAACAAAGAUGCCCCUUGGAAGGCCAGGCUACGGAAGUUAAGUGGUUUAAGUUCAAACUCUUCCAUUGUAGUAGAUCCAGGCAAGCCUACAGCAUUUGCAGCUAUAGGGGCAGUGAGAUUAGCAUCUGGAAUUAGCCAGACAGAUAGUGACCAAACUGAUGUAACUUAUCCUCCCGCUCAAGUGCAGAAGGAAGCUGGCCGCACAAGGCCGAGGUCUAGCAGUCAAGAAAGAGCCCCUUCUCAUGCUUCUUUAGGAGGCGUAUAUAAAACUGUUGUCCAUGCUCUCUCGAAACCUAAGGCCAGCGUGUCCCUGCAGAAGCAGCACAGGACGGCAGCCGAGGCUCCACUGAAGGACCUGUACGGUCAUGUUAUGGGCUAUUUUGGAAGGAAGGCAGCAGCUAGCAAGGAAGAAUUGGCUUCACAGUUAAAUGCUCUUAACAACGAGAUCAGCUCAAGCUCCAAUAUCCCAGAUCUAAUGGAUGAAUUUAUUGCAGAGAGGUUGAGGUCAGGCGCUGGUCCAACACUAACACGCAGGGGUAGCAGCCCUGGUAGUCUAGAAGUUCCAAAGGAUUUACCAGACUCCCUAAAUAAACAUUGUCAGAUGCGUCCAGUAGAUGAUCCUGGUGUUCCAUCAGAGUGGACUUCCCCAGCUAGCGCUGCCAGUAGUGACCUGCUCAGCUCAGACAGCCACUCUGACUCCUUCAAUGCCUUCCAGUAUGAUGGUAGAAAAUUUGAAGGCUUUCCAUUUGGGAAUGAGCCAUCAGUCCCUGCCACUGUGGAGGCAGACGCUGUGUCUGUGCAACUUAGUGUAGAAGAGCAGGAAGUGGUCAGUCUUACUGCACUUCACAUUGACUCUGAAAAUUGCAGUCUGAACCAGCAGGCCCUUUCUGCAGAAGUGUUUGUCCCAACAGGCUCUGAAAAUGCCUCUCCUGCGGUGUCUGCCCAUGGCUCACGUUCCCAGACGCCGUCUCCUGCUCCUCUGACGGCUGAACAGACAGAGUUACAUGAAAAGCUGCAACAUUCGGUCCUGCAAACACCGGAUGACAUAGAGACCUGUGACUUUCCCCAGGAAAGCUGCAGUGUGAUGGCAGGUGGCACACUCACUGGCUGGCAUGCAGAUGUGUCCACGGUAAUGUGGAGGAGGAUGCUGGGAAUCCUGGGAGAUGUCAAUAACAUCAGCAAUCCUGAGAUCCACGCCCAAGUGUUUGAUUACCUGUGUGAACUCUGGCAGAACCUAGCCAAGAUUCGGGACAAUUUGGGAAUUUCUUUGGAUAAUCAGUCUUCUCCUCCCCCACCUGUACUUAUCCCACCCCUGAGGAUUCUUACGCCCUGGCUUUUCAAGGCCACAAUGCUGCCAGAAAAAUACAAACAAGGGAAACUACAUGCCUACAAAUUGAUCUGUAAAAUUAUGAAGAGACGGCAGGACGUGUCUCCAAACCGCGAUUUCUUAACGCACUUUUAUAAUAUUAUGCACUGUGGUUUACUCCAUACUGACCAGGAUAUUGUUAAUACAAUUAUCAAGCACUGUUCACCUCAGUUUUUUUCUCUGGGGCUCCCUGGAGCCACACUCCUAAUUAUGGACUUCAUUGUAGCAGCAGGGAGAGUGGCUACCUCACCUUCUCUAAAUGCACCACGUGUUGAAGCCCAGGUGCUUUUAGGAUCUUUGGUCUGUUUUCCCAACCUCUACCAGGAGCUUCCAGCUCUACACCCCGGCAGCUCUGAAAUUGGGAUGUCACAGUUCACAGAUGUCAAGGAGCUCACCAUCAAGACUGUGUUAAGCUCAGCUCGAGAAGAGCCAUCUGGGCCAGCCAGAUGUGUAGCCUUGUGCAGUUUAGGAAUCUGGAUGUGUGAGGAACUUGUUAACCAGACACACCACCCUCAGAUUAAGGAAGCACUUAAUGUCAUCUGUGUCUCCCUCAAAUUUCCUAACAAAGUGGUUGCACAUGUAGCAUGUAGUGUUCUGAAUGUACUCCUCAACUAUGUCACACAACUGCAAAUAUUCCAUCCGGACUACCCGCUAAAAAUCAUAGAGAUUCUGUUAGCCACUGUGACGCACCUUUUACCAACUGCAGAAACCUCAUCCUAUGAGCAAGAUAAACGGUUGGUGGUGUCCUUGCUGCUCUCGCUCCUGGAUUGGCUGAUGGCACUGUCCUUAUCAGUAUUACUGAAACCAGUGCGGCAUGCUGGUACUGAAAAUCAGGGAAGGGAAAACUCUGUGUUGAACUGUGCAUAUAAGGUUUUGCAUGAUUGUGUCUAUGGCUCCCAACAUUUUAGCAACCCGCGGUACUUUCCCAUGAGCCUUUCAGAUCUGACAUCUGAAGACUAUGAUCCCUUUCUGCAGCUAGAAUGUCUGAAAGAGCCUGAACCACUCCACUCCCCAGAUUCUGAGCGCUCCACCAAGCUGCAGCCCGUUACUGAAGUGAAAAUACCCAAGCAGCAAGGCUUGAUCCCAGUAGCAGCACGAACGGUUAUUACGCACCUGGUGAACCACUUAGGACAUUAUCCUAUGAGUGGAGACCCCUCUAUGCUCACUAGUCAGAUCUGUGAGAAUCAAGACAAUUCUUACAGUGACAGUUCUGACCUUUCCCCACAGCUCUUCCACAGCCCCAACCUCCAGUUCUUUUCUUUGAACAGCACCACGCUUGUGUCCUGCUUACAAAUUCCAGCAGAAGAGAAGCUACCUCCUGGCGAGGACCUGUCUUCUGCCUGCUCAAUAGUGCGUGUUAUCAUGAGGGACCUUUCAGGUAAAUACAGUUGGGAAUCUUCCAUCCUUUAUGGACCUGCACUAGAAUGCUCUGGACAAAAGUCUCAGUGGUCUUCCCUACCUACAUUUCCUGCAUCUUCUGUUAACCUAGAGGAGGAACAUCCAGCUGGCCCACGGGAAGCUGAGGAGUUUCCCCCAUUCCAGUCAAGGAGGAGAGGCAGGGAAUCUCUGCCUUUAUGGGACAGCUUGUCAGAUGAGGAAGAUGCCCUUGACUGUCUUUUGCAGUACCUGGGAGCUACGGGCCCCGAGUGCCUUCAAAGAGCAGGAGUCCCUCUGAAUGUUCCUUCACCCCCACCUGCCUGUUUCUCUGAGAAACUGGAGAAUGAGGUCAGUAAUGCCAUUUUAAAACAGAGUGCAGAAGAGAAAGAAUUUGUGGAGAAGCAUUGCCGCAAUCUGCACAUGAGGGCAAUGUCACUGGAGGAGCCAGCCAACCAAAAACCUGAGUCGGCCUUCUACUACUCGCGAUUGUUGCUCAGUAUCCUGGGCAUGAACUCCUGGGAGAAGAGGAGGAAUUUUCACCUUCUUAAGAAAAAUGAGAAGUUACUGAGGGAGCUGAGAAACCUUGAUUCCAGGCAAUGCCGUGAAACACACAAAAUAGCAGUUUUCUAUAUUGCUGAUGGCCAAGAAGACAAACAGUCCAUACUCUCUAACACUGGAGGCAGCCAGGAGUAUGAGGACUUUGUUGCAGGGCUUGGAUGGGAGGUGAAUUUGGCUAACCACUGUGGCUUCCUAGGAGGACUUCAGAGGAACAAAAGCACUGGUCUGAGCACACCAUAUUAUGCCACCUCUAUUGUUGAAGUUAUGUUUCAUGUCUCUACCAGGAUGCUUUCUGAUUCAGAUGACUGCUUAACAAAAAAGCUUCGCCACCUUGGCAAUGAUGAGGUACAUAUCGUGUGGUCAGAGCACAGUCGGGAGUAUCGUCGUGGCAUUAUACCCACUGAAUUUGGAGAUGUGCUACUGGUUAUUUAUCCAAUGAAGAAUCACAUGUUCAGCAUCCAGAUCAUGAAGAAACCAGAUAUCCCAUUUUUUGGACCACUCUUCGAUGGAGCCAUUGUAAAUGGCAAAAUCCUUCCAGGCCUGGUCAGAGCGACAGCCAUUAAUGCCAGCCGAGCUCUUAAAUCUCUCAUCCCGCUCUAUCAGAAUUUCUUUGAGGAGAGGAUGCGGUACUUGGAUUCAAUCAUCCAGCAACAUGUGGAGCCCACCACAUUUGAAGACUAUGCUGCACAAGUUUUCUGUCCAGCUCCAUAUCAUAAUCACCAUGUAGUAAAUGCACCUGUUUGCCCAACAGAUGAGCAGAACGAGAUCUUACUGACUCAGGGUGAUGGCUCAGAAUUGGCAUCCCCUAUGUCACCACGGACCAGCAAAAGCCGGAUGUCCAUUAAGUUACGGCGCUCCUCUGGCUCUGCAAACAAGACCUAGUUUUUAUCUUUGUCUUCAGCUUGUCCAGUUGAGUUUAUUUAUUCCUGGGCAAUGGCCUCUGUGGGAAAAGGCAGGCACCACACAUUCACUUUGGCUGUUGUGCUAAAAUCAUUCUCCCUGUGCUUUUUAUCUUACUUUUUGUUUUUUUCACACUUCUAUUUUAUUUGAGUGAAUAACACUGGACUUUUACAUAUAAUUUAAGUUUUUAGCCUCAGACUCUGUGGUUUUAAAAAUGUUAUGUACAAUGCAGGGUGCCAUGUGUAUAUCUUUGCAGCUUUUAUCAUUCUAUGACAAUUAUUUUUGUUUGUUUUUAUGAUGAAUCUGGCUAAUGUUACACAGGUAUACUUUUGUUUUUACCUUACUUUUGCACCCUCAAUGUUGUAUAUUUAUUGACAAUAUUCUUGCCUAUUAUCAUUUGAGGUUUCUUUUUUCAGCUGGAUUUGUCUUUUCUUUGGACCAUCAUAAAAAUAUUCCAUAGGAAUCCAGUUU